Molecule: messenger RNA, 318 nt
Organism: Ordospora pajunii
Lineage: Eukaryota; Fungi; Microsporidia; Ordosporidae
Exons: 1
Coding region: 1-318 (105 amino acids)
Biological process (GO): proton transmembrane transport
Cellular component (GO): vacuolar proton-transporting V-type ATPase complex
Molecular function (GO): proton-transporting ATPase activity, rotational mechanism
Source: RefSeq, a predicted model, not a curated record
AUGUCUGUUGAAAGUAUUAAAAGGCUUGUACAGUGCGAAAACGAUGCAAAGGAACGAUUGGAGAAUGCACGCAGGGAGUUAGAGGAAACAAAGGCACAGGCAAGAGCUGAUGCAAACAUGAUGCUUGAGGGACUUAAGAAAGAAAAUGAGAAGAAGCUGCAUGCAUUGGAGAAAGAAGUGGGAGAGUAUAUGAAAGUGAUUGAGGAGAAGCUUAGUGCAGAACUGGAAGACAGAGUCAAGGCAUUGAAUAAUAUAAGGAAUCGAGAAAAGAUUGUGUCUAUGCUGGUUCAGCAUGUAUGCGGAGUGGAAAAGAAAUAA